AUGGAAAGAUACAAGUUUAAUACACGAGUACCAAGAGACGACGAAACAGCCGAUCAGUACGUAACUGAACUUAAACUGCUCGCUAAGAAUUUCAACUUCGGGUCUCUUGAAGACGAGUUGAUUAAGGACCGCGUUGUUCACGGAAUAAAAUCGGAGCGUGUGAGAGAACGGUUAUUACGAGAACGAGAGUUAACGUUAGAUAAAGCGUUAAAAGUAUUUCAAAUAAACGAAAAGUCUGAGGAACAACUAAAAGUACUAAACGAUGUUCAGAGCGUCAAGGCCAUAGGAAAACAUAACAAAUCAGGAAAUUAUCGUAGCAAAUUAGAUGCAAAUCGAAGGCGUGAUUUCAAGCAUAACGGCGGCAACAAACAAGAACAAGUAUCGUGUUGCGGAAAGUGCGGAAAGUCUCAUCCUGCGAAAGAAUGCCCAGCUUUUAGUAAGAAAUGUUUUAAGUGUGACAAAAAGAUCAUUUCGCUAAAUUCUGCAAGUCAAAGAAAAUACAUGCAGUAG
This is a messenger RNA of Paramuricea clavata, 510 nucleotides long. Lineage: Eukaryota; Metazoa; Cnidaria; Anthozoa; Malacalcyonacea; Plexauridae. The record is from the annotation of a GenBank genome assembly.